AUGGGGGGGGGACGUGUGGAGGGAAUUCUGGGAAAAGGUCACAUUGGUAGGUGCCCGGUGAUAACCUGCACGCGAUUCUCCACUGCCCCUCGGAGGCGAGUUGGUAGGCGCCUAGUUACAGACGUUAACUUGUCUUCCCCUCAGUCGACAGGCGUUGAUUUGCGCUCUGAGAAAGAGAAAAAUGAAGAUGGCAUAGAAACUGGCUUGUUAGGAUUUUGGGGUCUGUUUGUUUUAGCCUUGAUGACAGGGCUCUCGUGCUGCAGCUUUUCUUGGACGGUGACUUAUUUUGAUUCCUUUGAACCAGGAAUGUUUCCUCCAACUCCACUUUCACCUGCACGAUUUAAGAGACUGACGGGGCAUUCCUUCCACAUGGGCUAUAGUAUGGCAAUACUGAAUGGCAUUGUGGCAGCUCUCACAAUAGUAUGGUGUCUCAUUUGAAUCCUACACUGGUUUGGUGGUGAUCUACAGCAGUUCAAGUUAUACACAGGAACUACUAUAAACUGUCCAGUCUGCUUUUGUUUUUACAACACUGUGGAAUGAUAUUUUACAUCUCAAAUAGAAGUGUCUGACAUUCACUGUAUGCUUCAGAUUUAUAGACAAAUCUUUGGGUUUUUUACUUAUAGGAUGUUUGCCUGACUUGCAUUGAGUGAGAGGAGGGAGAAAUGCUAUAUGGUUAUUGGCAAAAUGUGAAUUUUUCAUUUAAAAAAAAAUAUAUUUACAAAUUGAAAAAAAUUUAAACCCCUUGGAUGACACUUUUUAUUCCUUUCUGAUAGCUGGAAGUACUGGUAAGAAUACUAAUACUACAGAAUACGGUAGCCCAGUGGCUUCAUAACAUGAUACUGAUUAAUUUAAUCAUAUUUAACAUGUAAAGUGUUGCUAAUAAAGGCUACUAAAUUUUUUUAACUAAACAUGCUAUUUAACUUGUACUUGGUCUAGACAGUGAAAACUAAAUUGACUUUCAUUGUCUAGUCAAUUUUAUACUCUGGCUUGCCAGCAUUUACACGAUACUUGUUUACAACACUGUAGAAAACCCUUUAUUUAAAUAUUUCAUUAGAUUUUUUUAAUCAAAAUUUUUCACUUCAUAUUAGCUUUUAUAAACUACUCCCCCUUGUUUUGUAAAUAACCCAGAUCUUGUGCCUAAAUGACCUGAUAGUGUUUUUUACUUGGGAGUAAUGCAGCUAUAUGCUGCAGCUACUGCAUAUGCCAAAUUUUUCACUAUGAAAUUGUGGAAACUUCUUCACUUUGUGCUUUAGAAUAUAGACAAUAUUUCUUCAUAUUUUUACAUAGUAAAUAGAUACAUAAAAUCAGUUCCAGUAUCUGUAGUAGGGUGUUUUCAGUAAAGAACUGUAGGAGUUAUUUUUAUGGCUUUUUGUAUCUUUGUGGAUCUCUUAAAAGGAUCAAGAAUUUAUCAAAGUUAAAAUACAGUUGCAUAAUUGUUGGAAUUUCAUUUGUCUUUUAUGUUGCUUUAAGAUGAUGUAUAUUGGAUGUGUUCUGUAACAUGUUUGUAAAGAUGAUUAGAGCAGUGGUUCUCAACGCGGUGCCCCUGGGUGCCAUGGCGCCUGCCGGGCCACUUCUGUGUGCCCGCUGAGUGAUUGGGGCCGGCUCCUCCCCUGGGAGCGCAGCAAAGGGGCAGCGCCAGCCCGGGGCGCACAGCACAUGGGUGGCCCUGCCCCUGGUUGCAUGGUGCAUGGGCUGAGCCGGCCCCGGGCACACGGCGUAUGGGCAUCCCUGCCCCUGGGCACGCAGCACAGGAGCGGUGCCAGCCCCAGGCGCACGGCGCAUAGGUGCUGCUGAGUCCUGGGCAUGCGGCGUAUGGACAUCCCCGCCCCUGGGCACAUGGCACAGGAGCGGCACCGGCCCUGGGAGUGCGGUGCAUGGGCGGCUCUGCCCCUGAGUGCCCGGUGUGUGAGUAGCCCCGCCCCCAAGCACCUGGCAGCCCCAAAAGGUUGGGGACCACUGGAUUAGAGUAUCAAACUCUUGUGAAAAGUAUGCGAGAUUCAUUUCCAGAUUACAAGUUAAUUUAUAUAACUUGAAAAAUUAAUCUCCUACAAAAUGUAUAAAUCAGCAGUUCUAUUUGACUAGAUUUAAACAAAUCCAUGAUUAAAGUUGACUACACUUUUAAAAUGUAUUGUUUUGCAUAUAAGGGUGUGCCUAUUUUCUAACAUAUUAAACACUUACCA
This is a messenger RNA of Pelodiscus sinensis (Chinese soft-shelled turtle), 2180 nucleotides long. Lineage: Eukaryota; Metazoa; Chordata; Testudines; Trionychidae. The record is from RefSeq and is a predicted model, not a curated record.